AUGGCUGAUGAAGACUUCUUCGAACAAUUCGCUGGUAAGGGGAGCAGUCUGAGUCCUCGACUGCCGUGGAGCGAUCCCGGGAAGGGGCCUGCACUGGCCACUCGCCGAAACAGUAACUCCCAGGGCCAGUUCCUGAUGAGUGGUGCGCUGAACUCAGACAAACAUCCAUCAAUGCGCCCAGGUAUCUUUGGACGUCAGGAUCGUCUGUCGGAGCAUCAUACAGAGCAACUGCCAGAGGAGUAUGCUGAGGAUUCGAGAACUUCAAGUCUGGCCAACCCUUUACUUGAGCCGGAUACUGGGGACGUGCAACGGUCGUCUGUUUCACGCAUCGUCCUCUGGGCUCUCUGUAGUCUCUUGGCUCUCGCUUUCCUGGUGAUCUCAAUUAUUGUUCUAUUCCAAGGAGAAGAGCAGAUCGUCUCGUUUGGGCGAAUUGACGUUGACCCCAAUUGGAAGUCCCAACCAGCCUACCGGCAGCAAUUGCGGAAGGCAUUUCACGUCGUCUCCAAUACUACCGCCUUCACCAAUGAAUUUAAUUCGAUUUACCUGCCAACCGAUUUAAAUCUGGCGGAUGAGGCCCAGCUUAUCGAGAGACAUGUUCAAGGAGCAAAUGACUAUAGCGACAUAGCAUACGAGCUUCUCGGGAGGAAAAUCAUAGCGUCUUUCUCGUCCAACGACCUCACAAUGGAGAAUCUCCAUACCUCAAGGUUGCUGGUCAAGGGAUCCAUUCAAGCGACCGCCAAGACUAUCGACGAACACGGGAACGCGCUGAGAGGUAUUCGACGUUUACGUGCUAAACUCAAACAAGAGAGAAUCGCUCACGAGCUAGAACUGAAUGCCUCUGAAACCAAACUCCAAUCUUACGAGAAACGGAAAAUAUGGAAUUGGGACUCUAUUGGACCCAAUGAUCAUGAGCGAAACCAAGAGAGAAGGACGCGGAUCAGCGCAUGUAAGAAUGCCAUAUCGAAGCUCUACAAUGCUGAGAACUGGGUGGAUCAGAGCCUCCGUCACUGGGAGAUCAUCAAAGAUAGGGCGGCAGGCUUGGAGCAGCAGUCUGGUUUGAUGCUGAAGUUGGAGGAGUUGGCUUCAAGCGGCCAGAUGACACCAGCGCAGCUGGGAGUGAGCUUGGUCGAGAGAUCCCAAGCGGUCCGAGAGGUGGUGGAGUGUAUUUGGAAGGAAGUGAUGGAACGAGAGGCCCAACCUUCUUGA
Molecule: messenger RNA, 1206 nt
Organism: Bacidia gigantensis
Lineage: Eukaryota; Fungi; Ascomycota; Lecanoromycetes; Lecanorales; Ramalinaceae
Exons: 3
Coding region: 1-1206 (401 amino acids)
Source: RefSeq, a predicted model, not a curated record